Mustela lutreola (European mink) is the source of this 1113-nucleotide messenger RNA. RefSeq lists its product as uncharacterized. NCBI's taxonomy places the organism in Eukaryota, Metazoa, Chordata, Mammalia, Carnivora, Mustelidae. The record is from RefSeq and is a predicted model, not a curated record.
AUGGGCAGAUGCGCACGGGAGGCAUUCCACCUCCAGCCGCUUCUGAGCGAGCUGGCCCAGAGGGGCCGCUCUCCUUCAACCACUCCCCUCGCCCCGAAGGAGACGAGGGGCUUCAACCUCAGGCCCCUAAACGCGCGCUCGCUCGCACUCGGGACCACCGGAUCCAACACCCGCCCCGCUCACCGCGGCGGGGGAGGAGGAGAAAACCCCACGCAGGAAGUGUGCCCCGCGCUCCGCUCCCCGCCCCCCCCCGCGCCAGGACCUUGCGCCCCGCCAGUCGGUACCUGUCCUCCGCCCCCAACAGGCGAGAAGCUGCCGCGUCCACAUGGCUUCAGGUGUUCACAUGGCAAUAAACGGGCCCCCGUCCCUCCCGCGGCAGGGCGCGCUCCGACUCCGGGCGGCCAGCGCCGCUCCCGCCCCAAGCCCAGCCUUCGCCCCGCCGCGGGACGCCGGGGGCUGCCAGGGGUCCCGGGGUGGGCGGCGCUGACCUCGCGGACCCCUGGGCGCCGCCCGCUCACACCCGCCGCCUUUGCACCCGAGGCCGCGACAAGCAGGUACCUUCCCCCGACAGUCACUGAUUCCGCUACCAUCUGUCAGCACGGAUUGAUUGAGGAGCGGCCUGCUCGGCAGAUCAGUGACUUGUGCGAAGUGAGCCGGGGUGUCAGUGCCUUCAGCGGCAGGCGGAUGGCCUUUCUCUCCCUCUCUGGCUCUCAGGAGCACGUGCACAGCCCUCACCUUUAUCCUUCACCAGGUCCCAGCUCCCCUCCCUCUCUGGAGUUGCCUCCUUCUAACUCUAACACACCAAGAGGGAGGCCUGGAAUGCCUGCUCGCCAUCCUCCAGGAGACCACUUACAAAAGCCUCGGGUUAACAGAGUGAGGAACCCCCACCACAGCCUCCUGUGAGGCCUGUCCCAGGCCAGGCACGAACAGCAGGGGUGGCCAGAUCCUUUGUGGACAUGCCUUCCUUCCACACAGAGCACCUAGCUGUGUGCUAGGCCGUGAGUCCUGACGGAGGGAGCACAGGGGCUCACAAGAAGUCCUUCUGGGGCAACAGUAGGGCAGGCUCUAAGGGUAAGGGAAUAGGGAAGGCUCUCGAGGGAGUCAGGGAUAUCA